CAAAAUUGUCAAAUACUGUCAAAAUAUAAAAAUCAUCAUAAAUCAUAAAAUAAAAAUUGAGUGCAAGUGCAAGUUUCCACACAGAAAAUUAGGUUUAUUUUAUCUUCUUAUUUGCCAAAAAAACAUUAGCAAAAGGCAAUGAACGAGACCAUACUUUAGUGCCCCACGCGACCCUCAUGAAGAAAACCCUCUAAAACAGAUAUCAACAGGGAUUUGAAUCGCUAUCUUAUAAAACUCAGGGCUUGAAUCAAGAUGCCUCUAUUUGGAAAAUCGCAAAAGGGCCCCGCCGAAGUGGUAAAGGCCCUCAAAGAGGCCGUCAACGCUUUGGAAAAGGGCGACAAAAAGGCCGAGAAAGCCCAAGAGGACGUGUCGAAGAACCUGGUUCUGAUCAAAAAUAUGUUGUACGGGACAUCAGAGUCUGAGCCCCAGACCGAUAUUAUUGUGGCUCAGCUGGCUCAGGAACUCUACAAUAGUAAUUUGUUGUUGUUGCUAGUUCAGAAUCUGAAUCGGAUCGAUUUUGAGGGCAAGAAGGACGUGGCGCAAGUGUUUAAUAACAUUUUAAGGAGGCAAAUCGGGACUCGGUCACCUACGGUGGAAUAUAUUUGUACCAAGUCUGAGAUACUGUAUACGCUUAUGAGUGGCUAUGAACACCAAGAAAUAGCUUUAAACUGCGGAACGAUGUUGAGAGAAUGUGCCCGGUACGAGGCUCUGGCCAAAAUCAUGUUGUAUUCUGAAGAUUUCUAUAACUUUUUCCGUUACGUCGAAGUAUCUACUUUUGAUAUCGCUUCAGAUGCAUUUUCAACAUUCAAGGAACUCCUAACAAGACAUAAACUUUUGUGCGCCGACUUUUUAGAAACAAACUACGAUAAAGUGUUCAAUCACUAUCAGAGACUAUUGAAUUCCGAAAAUUACGUGACAAGGCGCCAAAGUUUAAAAUUACUCGGCGAAUUACUUUUGGAUAGACAUAAUUUUACUGUAAUGACCAGAUAUAUUUCAAAUCCGGACAACUUAAAACUUAUGAUGAACAUGCUAAAAGAACGGUCUAGAAAUAUUCAGUUUGAAGCCUUCCACGUUUUCAAAGUUUUCGUUGCCAAUCCAAAUAAACCCAAACCGAUCCUGGACAUUCUAUUGAGAAACCAAGACAAGCUGGUUGAAUUUCUAAUGAAAUUCCACACAGACAGGGCCGAAGAUGAACAGUUUAACGACGAAAAAGCUUACCUUAUUAGGCAAAUAAAAGAGCUUAAACCUUUACCAGGUCACUAACCGUUCUAUAAUAUUAUAUUUUUUUAUACUGAGUGUUCCAUCGUUGAAAGUAUUAUGUUUAUUUGCAUAAUGUUGUUAUGAUGAGACACUUAUCUUGAUUCCUGUAAUUGUUGCUAGAUUUUUGUUUUAUUUCAAUACGAAAGUUUGCUAAUGAAAAAAAAAACCUAUUUUAUUAAGAUCUAUUGAGUAGACCUUAUUUAUUAUUAGUGCAUUAUUGGCUUAAAAUUAUUCAUUACACAAACACCCCACGUGUAAUGAAUCAAAUAAUAAUAUUAUAUAGUUUAGAUUUUUAUUUUUAAUUGACUAGAACGAUUUAUUAUUAUUUUGUUGGUCUGGUCGUUAUUACCUCGGCUUCUUUUUCAUUGCUUAAAGAUGUUUCAAAGCUUAUUAUUCAGAUAGUUGGGUAAUGAAUGACUAUAAUACACUUUAAAUAAUAUUAAAAACCUGUGGUCAGAUGAUUGUAUUAAUUUAUAUAAAAUGAAUAGUUCGAGUAUUGAGAAAUAAAAAAACCAUUGUAAUUGUU
Molecule: messenger RNA, 1786 nt
Organism: Ceutorhynchus assimilis (cabbage seed weevil)
Lineage: Eukaryota; Metazoa; Arthropoda; Insecta; Coleoptera; Curculionidae
Source: the annotation of a GenBank genome assembly